AUGAAUUUUGCGGGCAAAGUUGUGCUCAUAACAGGCGCUAGUUCCGGAAUUGGCGCCGCAACCGCUGUCAAAUUGGCAAAACAUGGUGCUUGCCUUGCGCUUAAUGGACGUAAUGUGGAGAAUUUGAAGAAGGUUGAAGAUCAAUGCAGACAAAUAGGUUCAGCACCCGCUGUUGUUGUGGGCGACAUCAGCAAGGAGGAUGAUACAGAUCGAGUGUGGCGCGAGACUUUGGAGAAAUAUGGCAAACUCGAUGUGCUGGUUAACAAUGCGGGCAUCCUGGAAAACGGCAGCAUUGAGAACACUUCCCUGGAGCAGUUUGAUCGCGUGAUGAACACCAACCUGCGUGCCAUCUAUCAUUUGACCAUGUUGGCCACUCCUGAGCUAAUCAAAACCAAGGGCAACAUUGUGAACGUAUCCAGCGUGAAUGGCAUACGAUCCUUUCCUGGCGUACUCGCCUACAACAUUUCCAAAAUGGGCGUGGAUCAAUUAACGCGUUGCGUUGCCCUUGAACUUGCUGCCAAAGGAGUGCGUGCUAAUUGCGUCAAUCCUGGCGUUACUGUAACUAAUCUCCACAAGCGCGGCGGCAUGGAUGAGGUGACCUAUCAAAAGUUCCUGGAGCACUCGAAAAGCACACACGCCCUAGGACGGCCAGGCACAACGGAUGAAGUGGCUAAUGCCAUUGCAUUCUUGGCCAGUGACUUGGCCAGCUUCACCACGGGAGUCAGUUUGGCUGUUGACGGGGGACGUCACGCCAUGUGCCCACGCUAAAGGUAACAAUCUUCCCUGUUGAGCAAAAAGGCAUUUAUUUUAAUCAUAAUUACAAGACUAAUAAACGUUAAAAACACAA
Messenger RNA from Drosophila sulfurigaster albostrigata, 847 nucleotides. RefSeq lists its product as uncharacterized. Lineage: Eukaryota; Metazoa; Arthropoda; Insecta; Diptera; Drosophilidae. The transcript has a single exon. The coding region runs from base 1 to 768 and encodes 255 amino acids. The record is from RefSeq and is a predicted model, not a curated record. Gene Ontology annotation, molecular function: oxidoreductase activity.